AUGAAGUUUGCCGCUGCUGUUCUUCCUCUUGUUGCGGCCGUGUCUGCUUCUUGUCUUCACGGAACCUCUCUUUUGCCCCGUGCAGCUGAUGGCACUGUCGACGUCAACUCUUACAACUAUACCAACGCCGGUGGACCUCUCAACUGGUAUGGCUUGGACAAGGAAAGGAACUCUGCUUGCUCCCACGGCAAGCGCCAGUCCCCCAUUGACAUUGUCACCGAGGACAUCGACUAUGCCACUGCCAACUCUCUUCGUUUCAACGUUCCCAACGCUGAUCAGGCCAAGUUCGAGAACUUGGGCUCUGGCCUAGAGGUCGUUCUGACCAACGGCACCCUGGUCACUAGCAAGGGAUCCUACCAGCUUGCUCAGUUCCACUUCCACACUCCUAGCGAGCACCGUGUGAACGAGGAGUACUUCCCCAUGGAAGUCCACUUUGUUUUCGAGAACUCCGCUGGCUCCAUUGCUGUGGUCGGUUUUGUUUUCCAGCUCUCCCAGUUCGGCUACUCCACUCCCCUGUUCGACUCCGUGUUCGCCCACAUUGAGGACAUCGCCACUCCCGGUACCUACACCAAGACCGGAGCUCUGAACUUUGCCGCUCUCACCAGCCACCUGAAGACCCACGGAAUUUACGAGUACUCCGGAUCUCUCACCACCCCUCCUUGCUCUGAGGAUGUUGCCUGGUUCAUCAGCACCGAGCCUCUCCCUCUCAACGUUCAGAGUUACAACGCUGUGAAGAAGGUGCUCAAGUUCAACGCUCGCUACACCCAAAACGCCCUUGGUCAGGACAACCUUCUUGAGGUUGCUGCCAACAACUAG
Molecule: messenger RNA, 816 nt
Organism: Penicillium canescens
Lineage: Eukaryota; Fungi; Ascomycota; Eurotiomycetes; Eurotiales; Aspergillaceae
Product: carbonic anhydrase family protein
Exons: 2
Coding region: 1-816 (271 amino acids)
Molecular function (GO): zinc ion binding; carbonate dehydratase activity
Source: RefSeq, a predicted model, not a curated record